ACGUUCUCUCUCAGUUUGCUAGCUUACUCAACUAACUCAAUCAAAUGUGUAUGUACCAGUGCCUUCCUUAGAUACACUCAUUAACCUUGUCGUAAGUCCGUAUUUGGAAUAGGACGACGUGUGCCGCCCAUGCACUAACGCUCAUUUUAUUCUGAAUUGAAUUUUUUGCAUCUACUUGCCCUUUACUGUGAGCUUCAUUUCCCUGCAGUCAUUUGGAUGCACAGCAGCUGUUUUUAAUUUUUCAAUGAUAAAGCAGAAUCUAUACAAGCAAGAAGAUGACAAAGAAUUCAGAAGCAUAUAAAAAAGUUCCAUCCACAGACAGUAUGCCUCCUCAUCAGAAUUUGGAUGACAUGAACGGGAGCCUGGCAAAAGGAAAACUGAGCCAUCGUAAUGGUUCCCUCAACAACAACCCAGAGGGAAAGGAGGCCCUGAAGGAUAGGAACCUUGGCCAUGUCAACCUGAAGAAAAGGGUGGGGCUGUUGUCGGGUAUCUGCCUCAUUGUGGGGACAAUGAUAGGAUCUGGCAUCUUUAUUUCCCCUAAAGGCGUGUUAGCAGGAACCGGGUCUGUGGGUCUGAGCCUGCUUGUGUGGGUUGGUUGUGGAAUCAUCAGUCUGUUUGGGGCCUUGUCCUAUGCAGAGCUUGGCACAUUGAUUACCAAGUCUGGAGCAGAAUAUGCGUAUCUUCAUGAGGCCUUUGGACCAUUCCAUAAGACCCUGGGCCCCAUUCCUGCCUUUCUGUUUGCCUGGACCUCUGUUCUGAUCCUGAAGCCUGCGUUAUUCGGGGUGGUAUCCAUGAGCUUUGCUUUGUACACCACUGAGCCUUUCUUUGAGUGUGGACCCCCUGAUGUACUUGUCAAAAUCGUCUCCAUCGUGUGUCUUUUGUUUGUAUCAUCUAUCAAUUGCUACAGUGUGAAGCUGGCAACAAAGGUACAGAAUUUCUUCACAGCAGCAAAAUUGAUUGCUAUUGCUGUUAUAACCAUAGGGGGAUUUGUCUACAUGGGAAGAGGUGAGGUAGAGGAAAUUAACACUGGUUUUCAGGAUUCUGUGCAGUCACCAUCCUUAAUAGCAUUAGCUUUUUAUGAUGGACUUUGGGCUUAUGAUGGAUGGAAUAACUUAAAUUACAUCACCGAAGAAAUUCAGAACCCUAGAAGGAAUCUUCCCCUGGCCAUCAUGAUUGGUAUCCCCUUGGUGACGGUGUGUUACCUGUUCACCAACCUGUCCUACCUCACUGUGAUGACCCGGGCAGAGCUGCUCCAAUCCACCGCUGUCGCCGCGACCUGGGGAGACAGGGUUUUGGGUGUUGCUGCAGUCUUUAUACCUAUAUCUGUGGCCCUGUCCACAUUUGGUGCUGCCAAUGGCUCAUGUUUUACUGGAGGAAGAUUAACAUUUGUGGCCGCCAGGGAGGGUCAUCUACCUCAGGUCCUGUCCUACGUUCAUCUGAAGAAGUUCACCCCUCUCCCAUCUCUGUUGGUUUCUACUUUCCUGGCUGCUUUAAUGGUCCUAUUGGGAGACAUCUUUGCUCUGAUUGAUUUCUUCAGCUUCACAGCCUGGAUGUUUUACGGCAGUACAAUGGCAGCAUUGUUGGUUCUUAGAUACACCAUGAAAGAUGUUGAGAGACCUUACAAGGUGCCCAUUAUUCUACCCAUAAGUGUUCUCUGUGUGUCCAUAUACCUAGUGAUAGCUCCAAUAAUCAAUGAUCCAAGGAUCGAGUUCCUGUAUGCCUUCAUCUUUGUCAUCAGUGGCCUAGUAUUCUAUGUUCCAUUUGUAGUAAUGAAAAAAUCUCUUCCAUACACUGACACUGUGACUAAAUUCAUCCAGUUGGUCUUAUGGUGUGCACCUAGCAAGUAUGAAUCUGAAAUCAUCGCAGACUGAUGGAGUCCAUCAGAGAUUAUAGCUUUAUCUUAUUAUAUUGUUACUGUGAUAUUGUGCUAUUAUGAUACAUUGAUAUGAACAUGUGUUAAUGUAUAUUUUAUACCUUAUCAUGUUGAAAUUUCAGUGUAAAUGUUUUUCACAGAGCAGCAUGUAUAGAUAUUUUAUAAAUUAUGUAUGUUUAAAAAAAUUAAGAAAGAAAGAAAACUAUUGUUCAAGUGUCAAAUAUAUUUAUAAUUUAUUUUUUUUCUUUAUGUGGAUGCGUCAACAAAAACCUAAUUGUUAUAUCUAUAGAUUUUUAUUUAUUUUUGUUGACUGAGUGCUAUAAAAUCUGUUAUUAUUAUUAUAAUUAUAGAACUGUUGAGUUUUUGUAAUAAAUGUGAAGAAUUGACAGUGUACACGUAUUUACAUAUAGUAUGUAUAGUACAGUUUGUUUACAGACUUUAGCAUUACAGUUGACUGUGUAUAUGUAUAAACAUGCAGGUAUAGUACAGUUUGUUCACAGACUUUAGCAUUACAGUUGACUGUGUAUAUGUAUAAACAUGCAGGUAUAGUACAGUUUGUUUACAGAGAUCAGCAUUACAUGGUCUGCGGUUUUAGUUUAGUAUUACAUCGAGUAUCAAGUAUUGUCGAUACAAUGUACAUUCCAUAUAGAAUCAAGGAAUCUGUUCAAACCUAUCAAAGUCUGCUUUAAUGAGGUUUUCUUUCUUUGUGCGUUUUGUCUAAUGGUCGCUGUGGAACUUUCUCUUGCUGCAAAGACUUGUGUUCCUUUUAUAUGUGUAGCCAUUGUUUGGGUAUUACUAGAUGUGCCAAAAUAAUUACAGCUUAUUCUACCCAGCAUUACAGACCAACUUGUCUGGAGACGUACCCGUCUUUGGACAAACAGUUUUGCAUGUAUUAGUGUGAGAGGGAGUGAGCUUUGUAUACUAUGUAUAUCUGAUUUUAUUUUCUAUUCUGAAAACUGCACAGUGUGUUUUAGUUUUUGAUUUAUUUUAUUGUUUGUCAGCAUUUCAGUUGCUUUCACCUGGUUUCCCAAUGUCCAUAUACCAAUGGUGUGAGAACAUUUGUUUACACCAAAGUGUUAUUUAUUUCCCAUCAGAUAUGAACAUAUAGUAAAUGUAGUUUUUAUUCUCUGUAGCAGAGUAUGUAAAGCUAUUUCAGCAUGUAAAAGUAUUACAUAUACACAAACCAUAAAAUUUACUUUUCAUAUGCAUCUGAUUUAUCUAUCUACACAUACCCACUUAGGUUGUUGUUACUAACAUGAAUAGAACCCCUCCCCCCUUUCAUCUUCAGAAGUUUCAGGGCUUUUAUUUUUCAAUGUAGAUAAACUGGUCAGUGUAUAGAAACAAAGUUGUAUUUCAUCAAUAGUGUUAAAGGGAAAUAGAAAUGCUGGUAAGAAUGAUUGGUUUACAUGUAUAUUAUAACAAUAAGACAUCAAACCGUUUUAUACAUUCAAGUCCUAUAUCUAUGUCACUAUGUUAGCGUUGUGUAGGUGAAGUGACAGUUUUCAGUGAUAAGGCCAGUUAUGGUCUGUUCCCAUCUUAUUUUGAAAUGUUUCAGUGUAAACUUUUAUUGUAACACAUCAAUUUUUGUUCAUUGGUAAAUGUUUUAUGUUUUGCGUGACUGUUGAUUCUAAUCUGGUUUAUGCAAACGUGUGUAAACACACAGAUCUCAAUAAAUGGUACUGCAGCCUAGAA
Magallana angulata is the source of this 3565-nucleotide messenger RNA. Its product is annotated as b(0,+)-type amino acid transporter 1-like. Gene Ontology annotation, molecular function: L-amino acid transmembrane transporter activity. The record is from RefSeq and is a predicted model, not a curated record. The coding region runs from base 276 to 1871 and encodes 531 amino acids. Gene Ontology annotation, cellular component: membrane. Gene Ontology annotation, biological process: amino acid transmembrane transport. The transcript has 14 exons. Lineage: Eukaryota; Metazoa; Mollusca; Bivalvia; Ostreida; Ostreidae.